Tremella mesenterica DSM 1558 is the source of this 1278-nucleotide messenger RNA. RefSeq lists its product as uncharacterized. Bases 1 to 1278 code for a protein of 425 amino acids. Gene Ontology annotation, biological process: mitotic cell cycle; meiotic spindle organization; microtubule nucleation. The transcript has 9 exons. Gene Ontology annotation, molecular function: GTP binding; structural constituent of cytoskeleton. Gene Ontology annotation, cellular component: gamma-tubulin complex; microtubule; spindle. NCBI's taxonomy places the organism in Eukaryota, Fungi, Basidiomycota, Tremellomycetes, Tremellales, Tremellaceae. The record is from RefSeq and is a predicted model, not a curated record.
AUGGGUCGGGAGAUCAUCUCUCUUCAAGCAGGUCAGGCGGGUAAUCAGAAAGAUUGGGCUUCUGAGGGCUCUCAAGGGGAUAGAAAAGAUGUUUUCUUUUAUCAAGCGGAUGAUGAGCAUUACAUUCCUCGUGCUAUACUCAUCGAUUUGGAACCAAGGGUAAUCAACAACAUCAUAUCAUCACCUUUCAAGGGAUUAUACAAUCCAGAAAACAUAUUUCUCUCGAAAGACGGAGGUGGAGCGGGGAACAACUGGGCACAAGGUUAUAGUGCGGGCGAAAAGGUAUAUGAGGAGUUGAUGGAGAUGGUAGAUAGGGAAGCGGAUGGUUCCGAUUCUCUUGAGGGCUUCAUGUUACUUCACUCUAUAGCAGGCGGGACAGGUUCCGGUCUCGGUUCUUUCCUCCUCGAACGUCUAAACGACCGUUUCCCCAAAAAACUCAUCCAAACAUAUUCCGUCUUUCCGGAAAGAUCAGACGUCGUCGUACAACCAUACAAUUCGUUAUUGGCUAUGAAGCGUUUGGUCAAUAAUGCUGAUUCGGUGGUUGUCUUGGACAAUGUCGCUCUGUCUAGGAUUGCAGCGGAUAGAUUACAAAUGCAAGAACCUUCUUUCAUGCAGACUAAUCAAUUGGUUUCAACCGUAAUGGCUGCCAGUACACAAACCCUACGAUAUCCAAGUUACAUGAAUAACGAUCUAGUGGGGAUCAUAGCUAGUCUCAUCCCCACUCCAAGAUGUCAUUUCCUUAUGACAUCGUAUACACCUUUCACAAGUGAUGAAAUUGAUAAGGCGAAAUCAACACGUAAAACAACAACACUCGACGUCAUGCGUCGUCUCCUUCAACCCAAAAACAGAAUGGUCUCCACAACAUCGACCAAAUCCUCCUGUUACAUCUCUUGUCUCAAUAUCAUCUCCGGCGACGUGGAUCCGACCGACGUUCACAAGUCAUUAUUGAGAAUAAGAGAACGACAACUGGCAAACUUUAUCCCCUGGGGUCCGGCGAGUAUACAGGUAGCUUUGACAAAGAGAAAGAUGAUGGGAAGUAAUAGGGUCAGUGGAGUGAUGAUGGCGAAUCAUACAAGUAUGGCAUCUCUAUUCCGGGCAAUGUUAAACUCCUAUGACAUGCUACGGAGACGUAAUGCCUUUUUGGAACAAUACAAGAAAGAACCCAUGUUUUCGGAUGGUUUGGACGAGUUUGACGAUUCGAGGCGGGUGGUAGCUGAGCUGGCGGAUGAGUAUAGAGCGUGUGAGACUCCAGAGUAUAUUGAUCAUGGUGCUGAAUGA